Molecule: messenger RNA, 2728 nt
Organism: Cheilinus undulatus (humphead wrasse)
Lineage: Eukaryota; Metazoa; Chordata; Actinopteri; Labriformes; Labridae
Gene: utp25
Product: UTP25 small subunit processor component
Exons: 12
Coding region: 38-2329 (763 amino acids)
Biological process (GO): maturation of SSU-rRNA from tricistronic rRNA transcript (SSU-rRNA, 5.8S rRNA, LSU-rRNA)
Cellular component (GO): small-subunit processome; nucleolus
Molecular function (GO): rRNA binding; U3 snoRNA binding
Source: RefSeq, a predicted model, not a curated record
AGCUGGAGAGCUACCACACGUGUGAGAGAGUGUCAACAUGGGGAAAAGAAGGCAGAAUAAACAGCUUUUUACGAAUUUAUCUAAAAAACAGAAGAAACAUUUGAAGGAGUUUGGAGAGGAGCAUCCUUUUCAUGACAUUGUUAAUGAGGGUCCUGAAAGAACUGAAAUAGUGGAACUGCCUGGAAGCCCAGAACACUCUGAUAAUGAACCUGAUGAGCUGGAGGAGGAAGAGGACGAUGAACCAGAGCAGAAAACAGCCUAUCAGAAACUUCUCUCCACCCUCAGCAAACCCGCGGAUAAUGAGCAGAGUGAAGAGGAGAGCAGUGAUGAUGAAGAGGAAGAUGACGAUGAACUUUUGGGUGAGGAAGGGGACAGUGAUGGAGCUGGUGAGGAUGAUGAAGAAGGGGAAGCUGGAGAGGAAGAGCCAGAUGAAGCAGAGGAGGCUCUGACUGAAGAGGUAGAAGAAGAUGAGAUGGUCGAGACAGAGGAGGCAGGAGGUGAAGAGUUUGAAGACAAGGAGAAUGAGUCCCAGUUCUGUCUGGAGACUAACUUCACGGAAGACGACGGAGGAGAAGAAAAUACUGAAAGAUCUACAGAGCAUGCAGACGGCAAAGACAUGUUUUCACAGCAUUUGGACACAGAACUCAGUGAGGAGGAUGUGCAGAAGAUAACAUCUGGCAGCAAAGCAAAGUCUCAGAUAACGUGGCCAAAAGUGGGCACAUUGAUCAGCACUAAUCCACUGGAGAAGUUUGGAUCCAUCAGCCAACAGAAAGACACAAAUCUCCCUGUCUUCCACAAGCUCUUGGAGUCAAACUGGAAGAAUCUGAACCAGAUCUCUGACCCUAAAAGGAUGACCGAGGAGGUCAGCUCACUGCAGCUUGAGCUGCUUGCUCUUAUGGGCUCCUACAAGGACCUCUACUACUCUGAGACCUGUCCUCUGAACCAGAGCCCUCAGGUCCGCAGUGCGUACUGCCUCCAUGUCCUCAACCACGUGCUAAAAGCAAACUCUCAGGUUCUGGCUCAUAACGCACAAAUAAGAGAGCAGAAAACGAAGACUAAACCUGGAGCUGAGCCUCAGGACGAACCCAGAGACCAAGGCCUGACCCGGCCAAAGGUCCUGAUUCUGGUCCCUUUCCGAGGCGGAGCUCUAAGAGUCGUCCAGACUCUCAUUAGCCUGCUGGAGACAAAAGGAAAGAAGAUCGUGGUGAACAACAAGAAGAGGUUCAAAGAAGAGUUUGGAGAGGAGGAAGAAGAUAAGUCGACCAACCUGCAGAGACCAGAUGAUUACCACGCUCUCUUUUCUGGCAACGUGGACGAUCACUUCAGGAUAGGUGUGUCCAUUGUGAGGAGCAGCAUGCGUCUCUACUCCCCCUUUUAUUCAUCAGACAUCAUCAUCGCCUCCCCGCUGGGCCUCCGUACGGUGCUGGGAGCAGAAGGAGAAAGUAAGAGAGAUUUUGACUUUCUCUCCUCCAUCGAGCUGCUGGUGCUGGACCAGGCAGAUGUCUUCCUCAUGCAGAACUGGGAACAUGUGUUGCACGUGAUGAAGCACAUGAACCUGCAGCCGCUGGACUCUCAUGGAGUGGACUUCUCCAGGGUGAGGAUGUGGAACCUGAACAACUGGGCCAGACACUACAGACAGACUCUGGUGUUCAGCUCCAUUCAGGACCCGCAGAUCAACAACAUCCUUACCAAGCACUGUGCCAACUACCGAGGACAGAUUGCCACAAAGAAUAUGCCACAAACCGGUUCUAUCAGCCAGGUGUUGGUGCAGCUGCCUCAUGUUUUUCAGAUGUUUCCAUCUGACAGCUUCAUGGACCAUGAUGCUCGGUUUCAGUUCUUUUUGGAUAAUGUAUUGCCUCAGUACAGGGACUCAGUAAUGUCCCACACUAUGAUCUACAUUCCUUCGUACUUCGACUUUGUCCGUUUGCGGAACUACAUGAGGAAAGAGGAGAUCAACUUUACCAGCAUCUGCGAGUAUUCCAGCAAGUCAGACGUGUCCAGAGCCAGACACUUCUUCCAGAAAGGGGACAAGCAGUUUUUGCUCUUCACUGAACGAUUCCACUUUUACAAGAGGUACACCAUUAAAGGGAUCCAGAACCUGAUAUUUUAUGGAUUACCCUCCUUCCCCCACUUCUACAGUGAGGUGUGUAACAUGCUAGCAGCAGGGGGUCAGGGGGAGGGUGCCAGCUGGACCUGUACUGCACUCUACUCCCGCUACGAUGCCCAGAAAUUAGCCGCCAUCACCGGAGCCCAGCGAGCCGGACAGAUGCUUCACUCUAACAAGCCUGUUCACCUUUUUAUAACAGGAGGGGAGGAAAAAGCCUCCUGAUGACACCUGUCAGACAUCUGAGUGCCUGGUUAUGCAUCACAACUCUUGAAAAAUGGAUUAUAAGUUUUCUUUUAUAUUGAAAUGAAAAAGACACUGAUGUGCUGUGAGUGGAAACCAACAAGAAACCUCAAGCCACAAUUGUGUGUCUAUUGUAAAACAAUGUUUUGUUUGGAGUGGGAUAACUGUGAUAAUAUGUUGUACAAGUAUGACUCAUUGGUCGAGUGUUUGCUUUAUUUUAGUGCGCUGUAUAAUUAUCAUAUCAUCUUCCUAUCAUAGGAUGAGAGUUCACUUUUGUAUCUAGACUUUUCCCUGAAAGUGAUCUUCAUGUUUGAAAUAAUGUCAGUUUUGUAUCAUAUUUUUGUAUGUAGGUCUACCAAAUAUAAGACUUUUUCAAGUUUG